AAAGGGAUCAGAGAUAAUAACGGAAGUGAUGGACUUCAGCCUCCACGACUUCCGCAAACCGGCUCCUCCUAUCAGGGCGUCCCUUGCCUCUCCGGCCCGCCCCCUGUCACUGCCAUUCUCUGCUCCGAUUGGCCCCCGGCGGAAGCUCUUCCCUCGCUAUUGGCUGCUCUCUUCGCCGUCUGCCAGAUGUCGCCCCGCCCACCGGAGGGACGACAAAAACAAUCGGCAUCCCCCGACCCAGCUCGAAGCGAACAGGGGGGGAGACCCGAACCACGUCCAGCCUGCACACCGACUGACAGCAGCGAGGGAGACAUGGUUUCUCCGGUAACCGUGGUCAAGAGUGAAGGCCCUAAGCUGGUGCCGUUCUUCAAGGCGACAUGUGUGUACUUUGUCCUGUGGCUGCCCACCUCCAGCCCAUCCUGGUUCAGCGCCCUGAUCAAAUGUCUGCCCAUCUUCUGCCUGUGGGUCUUUCUGCUGGCGCACGGCUUCAGCUUCCUUGGUGCUCACUCCAAUGCCCGCAAGAUCCUGGCUGGCCUCAUCUUCUCUGCUCUGGGUGACGCCUUUCUCAUCUGGCAGGAGCAGGGCUACUUUGUCCAUGGCCUUCUAAUGUUUGCCAUCACCCACAUCCUCUACUCAUCUGCCUUCGGGAUGAGACCUGUGAACGUACAUGCUGGCCUCGUGAUCACUGCUGUGUCCUCUCUGAGCUACAUGCUGCUGUACCCCUACCUGUCUGGCCCCUUCACCUACCUCGUGGCCGUCUACAUCGCUCUGAUCGGCUUCAUGGGCUGGAGGGCCAUCGCCGGCCUGCAGCUGGCCAACGACCUGUGGACCUGGACCAAGCUGUCCGCCUGCCUCGGCGCCAUGCUCUUCAUGGUCUCUGACCUCACCAUUGCUGUCAACAAGUUCUGCUUCCCCGUGCCGCAUUCGCGCGCCAUCAUCAUGGCCACGUAUUACGCCGCGCAGAUGCUGAUAGCGCUAUCGGCCGUCGAGUGCCAGGACGCGGAGGUUGCCAGGAAGAGAACGUGAGGUACAUCGGUCUCGGGCAGAUACCGGCCACGGGGCUGGAAAGCUGGCAGCCAAUCCCCCUCAAGCCCUGAGUGAUCAUGGACACAUCUCACUGCCAGAUCCCCAACCCUCAGCCCUCAUCUCAGUGUGGCGCUCCCACAUCGGUGUUACCACGGCGACUGGACCACUACAGCCUUCACAUGGCUAUCACCCUACUACUCUUCUAGUAUAUUAGUCUCAGCCUGUCUUCUCACAAGAAGAUUGGGUAGUUUUAUCUUCGGCCUCUCCCGACAACAGUCCUACCUGCUUCCUCCUACUGUAGAUUAGCUGUCUCUCAAAACUAGUUACCACGGAGACUAGUGUAGUUAUAUUAACCUGCUAUAUAUAGAGUAUAACUUUACUUUUAACUGUUUUAAUUUAAGGGGAGCAUGUCACUGGGGACCUCCAAGGUAUGUGAGAGAGUGAUUUUAUGUGUGUGUGUGUGUGCGUGUGCGUGUAAGUGUGUGUGUGUAUGCGUAAGUGUGUGUGUGUAUGUGUGUGCGUGUGCGUGUAAGUGUGUGUGUGUGUGCGUGUGUGUGUGUGUGUGUGCUUGUGCAUAUAUAUGUGUUUGAUUAACACUUUUACCUCGCUUUCCACACAGCCCUAUCACACACACACUCAUUUAUUACACAUGGUCCAAUAAUGCAACAUCUUAACAUCUUAAUUUUGUUAAUUUUGUUUUGAUGCCUGAGACGUUAUGAGAAAGGGAUUUUUUAUUUAUGUUUUAACCGAUACUGCCCAUGUUCAGCCUCUGUUGUGUUUCCCUAAAUGAAGGGUGCUAUUCUUAAAGUCAGGAGCAUAUCCACACCUGUUUUAUUACCUGCAGUCACUUCUCUAGAAAUGCAGCAUCCACUGCGUAUUGUAGCUUUGGUGCAGGUUGGAUGAGGUGGAGGUUGUUUGUGGAAGCUCGAUUCUUUUUUUUUUAAUUGACACUGUAAACAACCAACCACUGAACACAUUGUACGCUUCCCCUGCUUCUCCUCGUGGUGUGAAGUCUCUCAGGCAUUUUACAGUCUUUUGCCCGCCAGCAGUUGUGUCCACACGCCUGACACCUACAGCUCCUGCUGGUUUACUUAUUGGAAAAGUUCACGGGGUUCUCACUGCAGAACGAGUCCAGCCGAGCCGUGUUGUCAUUGGCCUUGACCAUAUUAUUGAGAGUGAAACAAAAGGGCUACAUUACAGGCUGGAUUCUUGUUUGUUUAUCAAACCUGCAUGUCUGUUUCCCAGCAUGCAUUCACCCUCUCACAAUGACAGACAAACAUACACGUUGCCUCGGGUUCAGCCUGACGGAAAGAAGAAAGAGGUUCUUGUCAUGUGAGGGAAUAGUUAUCCUAUUAUUCCUAAUAAUUCUGUCUCACUGGGCACUUCAUCAACUUUAAUCCAGCGAAAUCCACCUCAGGUAAUCCCCCCCGACAGCCUGGCUUAUAAUAUUUUCUUUCAUCUCCCACACAUUUUCCCCUCUCUCAGCUUUCCUUCAUUUCAAACAUUUUCAGUUUGAAUGAAUUGCUUAAUUAAUAUUUAAACAUUUACCGUUACUCUUUCUUCAGACAUCUACAUAUUGUAUAUGCGUGUUUUGAGUGUGCAUGUGUGUGUAAGUGUGUGUCUGUGACCUCUGUCUUAGCUGUUCACUGAGCGUCUGUGUGUAUUUUACGACCAGUCAAAACCAACUCAAGGCCAGAAAGGCUGUGAAGCAUUAUAGUUUGUAUGGAGUACACAUACUACUAGAUAUCAUCAGUGUAUUCUCUUCACACCCAUCACCCCUUCAUGUGUUUUUAACUUCUAUAUCUAUUUUUCAUAUUUCAUUUUAGCUAAGUAUUGCUCCCUCUUAUGAGUUUAUACCACUAUCAGAUUAAUACCAAGAAAGUCAUAUUCCAAAUGCACUGUAGCAAUUUAAAGUAUUACUCACUAACCAAAAAAUAACAAAUUGACAAGAUUUGUUGUGUAAUGUAUAGGUCCAAAUGCACCUAUACACGUUGUAUAUUGUGCCGUAUAUGGAACACACGAGCACGAAGAAGAAGCUGAGUCAUGGUAUUUGGUUCCUUCUGAAGGGUCAAAGGCCCCAGGAGCCAUUGCUAACACACCGGCAUAUGCAUAAAAGAAAAAAACAUACACACAUCAAGAUGUAUAUCUGCAUCACGUCAGCCACCAUGACUGCAGGCAGAUCAUGGUGUUGACUAGCAUACUUUUUUUCCCCCCUAAGCAACAUGGUAUUAGUUUCACUGAGAAAGACACAGACGUCAUGGUUAUUGUCAUCUGCUGCUUUGCCACACAGUUCCUCAAUCUCCUCUCGGCAUUUCUGCUGUGUCAGUCAGAGGUGUUACACCAGUCCGUCUGUGUGUGACGGCUGGUCUUCUGUUCCGUGUUUUAAUUUGACCUCUCAGCACUGCGGUAAAGCAAUAAUAGUAAUAACAACUUUAUUUUUAUUGCACUUAUCUAAAUAAGGUUACAAAUAAGUGCUUUAUAAAAAUCCUUGGCAAAUAAAUGAAUUAACUAAAUUCUACUAUUCAAUUCAGUCCAGUUUUUAUCAUCAAAUUAUAACGUAAUAAGGUCAAGAUCUUAAAAUGUAUAGAGAAAGUCAACAGUUCCCACGAUGAGCGAGCACUUUGGUUGUGGAGAGAAAAAACUCUCUCCAAUACUGCAGCUCUUGCCCAAUUCUCAUCUAAUGCACUUUAUCGGCAGAAAUGAGAUCUAUCAACAUUUUUUUCAAACCUCUAAAAAAACCACGAGGGGAUGAGGAGACUGAGUGGAGCAGUCGGACUUGUCCUUACUAUGUGGCACUUCUGUCUUUGUCCUCUGCCACAUAAAGCCUCCUGAGUUUUGUUCCUGUGGUCGAGUAGCUACGAGCCAGAAAAAAGGCUUAACAUUGAAGUAUUACCGAGACUAUUUUUACCGACCAAUCCACACUUCGGAAAAUCUCCAUGACUCUGUGAAGUGAAGUUGCUGUUCUGAGGGCGAUGGAUGAGUGGUAGCUCGUAAAGCUAGAGGCAAACUCAAAUACCAAGUUGAGCCAGAUGAUUAUUAUGCCGAGGUGGAAGAUUUGGUUUUAAAUCCACUCUGUUUCUCCUCCAAUUGUUUCUAUUCUUAUCUGACUUGGGGCACAGCCACCAAAGCGGAGAGCAUAAGAGAAAACCUAACUCAUUUCACUGAGUGGAGCUGUAAGUGUUAGAGCCCUCUCGUGUAUCAAACAAGCUUUUGUUUUGCAGCAGGCAAAGGUCCCCUCUCGUUGAUGCUGGAGGGUUUUUGGCCCUUCACUCAGGAAGGAGGUUAUUGUUGAGCGAUACUGUAGCUGGAAUUAGGUGAGGAGGUGAAAUAUGACACACGGGAAGACUCCCUUUCCAUCCGGCCCACUAGCCCCCCUGCCCCCAUCCCCACACAGAUGGCAGGCCAACAGGCGCAUCACUUUACCUCCGCCUGUCAACAGCCCCGUUGUUCUGAGCUUUGUUCAUGCAGACAAAAGAGGACCUGAAAGAGCUGCGGGUGGGGUGGUACGCUGUGGCCUGUGCAGGAAGUGAUGAGCCGGAACCAGUGGUUUCACCCGGUCCUCUUAAGAAGUUGAUUUAAAGCAACGCAACGUGACUUUUGACUGAUGAAACAGAUUGUCUGAGCGAUGAAGUGUUUUUUUAUAGAGAGAAAAAACAAAGCCCAUCAAUCUCCCUUGUACUUAACUGAAACACAGCUCAACGCUGGGUAUUCCUCAUGAUCCUCGAGCUGCUGCUGUAACAAACCCACCCUGCUCUGUUCAGAACUUAUGAUAUUUUUAAAGGUUCCUUCCUGAACAUUGGCGACAAAAGUCUUUUUGACUGAUCUACAGUUCAGCGUCACCUGUGAGCUAGCUGGUUCUGAUAACUCAAGCUGCGACUAUCAGUCACUUCCACACUUCUCACAGGAGAUCGUACCCACAGUUACCUAGAGCGGACGUUCAGGGUGAGGAGUGAACGGAAGCGUCUCUAUUCUCCCUAUUCCAAAUCUGUGAAACCUAAAAUUAAUAUUGGAGCUGCUAUUUCAGCAUAAAAGAAAAGUUGCUUAGUGUUGCUUUCAUGUUUUCUCUCUGUCUUUGAGAUCUUUCAUUUGAAAUCUUUGCUGUUUCCGUAUCUUGUAGCUAACGACAUUCAAAAUAUAGAGCUGAAAGGUUUCUACAUCUUUACUAUGCAUGUCUCAUCUGGAGUGAUGGACACGUGCACACUGCACACCCAGGUGUUUUUAUUACCACGACUGACAGUCCACCAACAUCAGUAUGAGCUCAUGAGAAGUGUGUCAAAUAAUUAUCUUCUCUUUGUGAUAUUAAUCUGAAUCUCCUGUGCGCUGCACAGAACCCCGAGUGAGGCCAGUCAAUUUUUCCUUAAAACUUGCAGCUAGUAUGAUUGUUAAGUACUGUAUUCUUUCAAGUAUACACCCAUCUUUCCUUUGUUCUGUUUUCAAGAGAUAAAACAGAAGAGACGUUUUUAUGUUGACGGUUUAAGCACAAGAAAGUGUCGCAUUAAGGCAUGUGAGACUCAGCGUUUGUCUUUAAGAGGCAUGAAUUGCUGUUUAAGUGUUACAAAAAGAAGUGUUAUUAUUUAAUUUGAAGAAAAGAAGCCCAUUUGGUUUUUUUAGCCUGACGCUGUGAGAAAAGCUUGGGUUUGUUUUUCACAAAUAACUUUAUUAUUUUUGUUCCCAUUGAAAGCCCAUUAAAAUGCAUCAUUUGACUUCAUUUCAUGAAAAAAAGAUUAAGUUCUCUGAUAUAUUUUACAUUGUUGUCCUCUAUUUUCACUUUGUGAUUUAUUUCCUUCAUGAUUGUGGAAAUGAAAUAGUUUCUUUGCUGUAGUGAAACUGCUCUGAAUGUGAAUAUCUAUUGGAGAAAUAAAUGCAAUUGCAAUGCAAAUUCA
Paralichthys olivaceus (Japanese flounder) is the source of this 5909-nucleotide messenger RNA. It is a transcript of the gene tmem86a, whose product is annotated as transmembrane protein 86A. Gene Ontology annotation, cellular component: membrane. NCBI's taxonomy places the organism in Eukaryota, Metazoa, Chordata, Actinopteri, Pleuronectiformes, Paralichthyidae. The record is from RefSeq and is a predicted model, not a curated record. Gene Ontology annotation, molecular function: hydrolase activity.